Molecule: messenger RNA, 1069 nt
Organism: Pieris napi
Lineage: Eukaryota; Metazoa; Arthropoda; Insecta; Lepidoptera; Pieridae
Product: protein atonal-like
Exons: 1
Coding region: 212-670 (152 amino acids)
Molecular function (GO): protein dimerization activity
Source: RefSeq, a predicted model, not a curated record
AUAGUAUCGGCACACGCACUGCCCCAAGAAUAAAAUAAUUAAUGAUGAUUGCCCUCAAAUUACCCUCUCGAUCUCGUCGUUCGUCCCUUUCUAACACACACCGCAAUCCUCACCUCGCUCGUUCCAACAUACCGGGAAAAUAUAUAAGGGUUGACAGGUAAACGGGAGCGGCAGAACCCUUCGGGACAUCAAACUGUGCACCUGUGUCAAAAUGGCAACCGAUACGUACGGACAUCGACUUUUGUACUCCGAAAAGGACAUCUUUUCGUCCGAUGUAAUGUUGGAGUACUCCACUGAGGAGUGCUACCUAAAUUGGCCGCGGUCACCGGACUCUGGACGCUCUAGUCUGGAGCCCACGUCUUCAUUGGACGGCAACCACGAGUCGACCCACAUCGCGUAUAGAGGUUUACCAAACGACAUUCUUGAAGAAGAAGAUCUAGACGAAGGCUCUGGGAAACGUCGAGGGCGUGCCACCAGCGCUGCAGUGUUGAAACGUCGUCGUCUAGCCGCUAAUGCCAGGGAGAGGCGGCGAAUGCAGAACCUCAAUAAAGCUUUCGACAGACUACGAGGCCACUUGCCGUCUCUGGGAGCCGAUCGUCAACUGUCCAAGUACGAGACCCUGCAAAUGGCUCAGACCUACAUCGCGGCGUUGUAUGAACUAUUGCAGUAGUGGAGUGAAGUGAUAUCGUUAGGCAAAGGUUCUUAUGUGAGCUGUUGUGCAGUUUAUUCGUAAGAAAUAGUUGUAAUUGUACAUUGAAAAUGAAGCCAGCAUGAGAUUAUAGGUAAUCUGCCAAAUUAUAGCUGUACAGGGAUAUUUAUGACUAGCAUUAAACACGUUACCACCGUAGACUAACCUUUGUGCUUUUUGCAAAUUUACGCUUAUGUAAUUAAGUUUUGGAAAAUUACUUUUAUCAGCAAUCCGUCCUACCGAUUAUUGUUAUUUUUAAGGUUUAUAUUUAUGUAAAACAUCUUGCCGUGAAAGUAUUAAUUUUAAUUUAGUUUAAGUUUAGUUGUAGUAGAAAUUGAAUAAAUUAUUGUUAAAUUUGUAAAACACAUUCAUGUUUGUAAA